GGUAGUCUAUGUCCGCUAUCUUUACAUCAGUCAUCGUCCCCGUCUCCGUACAGCAGUCGGCACAUUUGAUUGCAGUAAUCAAAAUGCCCUUCAUAGACGUGCAGAGUAAUUUGCCGACCAGCUCUUUCUCUGAGGACUUCGUGAAGAAGCUAAGCGCCUGCGCCGCGGCUGCUCUGGGAAAACCAGAGGACAGGAUGAACGUGGUGGUGAAGCCCGGGUUGCCAAUGCUGAUAGCUGGCUCUUGCUCUCCGUGUGUGAUGUUGUCAGUGUCUGCUAUCGGUGUGACUGACACCGCUGACAAGAACAAGGAGCACAGUGCCAGGAUCUUUGAAUUUCUGACCAGAGAACUCAGUCUGACUGAAGACAGGAUUGUUAUUCAGUUCCAUGCACUGCAGCCUCACCAGGUCGGGAAGAAGGGAACCGUCAUGAGCUUCUUGUAAAGGACAUUGCUGUUUCUGACACAUCUCACAAUCUCAUUCCUAAAAGAAAAGGAACCAGGAGAAGAAUAAGAUUAUAUCAGUAUUAAACGUGCACUGAUGUAAAGAUUUUCACUUUCAUCUCACUUAUAUUUGUGUCAACACCAAGUAUACUGCCUGAAUUAUGUAAAGUCAUUUGCAGUUCAGUUCAGACCUCUGUCAAGAUAUAUUUUCACUAAAGAAUGAGGAUGAGAUUAACUGGAAUCUUUGUUCCCUUUGUGAAUGCAAUAUAUGUGCUGAAUUAGAGUGUGUGAUUUAUUUUGAAUGAGAUCAGAUAUAUCAGCUCUGUGGUGGCAGACGUACUCAGAUCUUUUACUGAAAUAAUAUAAAGUCACUGUUAGAAAGCCAGUGACACCUGCUGGACACACACAAGUAACACAUCCGGAGUGUCUGCUGCUGGGGUUGUUCUUUAACAUUUUUAAACAAGUUCUCAUUAACUUCAGUUGUUUAGGAAAAUGCUGCAACUUUGUUGUGCGGUGAAAAUCCAGCAAUGUUUUGUGGACUUAGAAACUAAAUCUGACUUUCCAUUGGUAUAGGAGUGAGUAGACAAAAUCUUUAAUUUUGAGACACAAUGUCAAUUCACUAUGGCUGUCCAGGCUUUGGUGUGAAUGCUGAGGACACCUGAAGGACAGAAUGGCUACAAGAUAAGCUGAUGCAAAUAUAGACAGAAGAACUAAAUUCAAGGAAAGAUCAAGGUCAGUUUUGCUCAAGGUUCAGGAAAAGCAACAUUCAUUUCAGCCUAGAAGUUCCCAGGGAUGGCCAAAACUAAAACUCUAUUGUGCUCAAUGGAAUAACAAAGAUCAGUGAAUAAACUCCUGUAAAGUCUUUUAAAACUGAAUACCAGCCAGAUUGUAAAAUGGGUUAAAAAUAGUAAGAGACCCAUCAAGUUGCUCAAAGAGAGUCAUGUUUAAGAUAAUUAAAGUUGUUAUCCACAAUUCAGGUUCAUAGCAUGGAGGCAUACAGAGGUCAACAUUAUUACCCCCCCCCCCCUUAUAAAAUCCAACAAAACCAUUUACUUUCCCAUGGAAAUGGUCAUAGCCAAAAGUGUUUAUAUUGUGUUUAUGUUUGCUUCCAAUAGAAAAAAGACAUCAUCUUUACUGCGCUUGAUUAAAAUAUUUUACUGAUAUGCUGAACUGAAACAAAAAAAAAAAACACAAAAA
This is a messenger RNA of Scatophagus argus, 1636 nucleotides long. RefSeq names its product D-dopachrome tautomerase (gene ddt). Gene Ontology annotation, molecular function: phenylpyruvate tautomerase activity. Bases 9 to 440 code for a protein of 143 amino acids. The transcript has 3 exons. Lineage: Eukaryota; Metazoa; Chordata; Actinopteri; Scatophagidae. The record is from RefSeq and is a predicted model, not a curated record.